Molecule: messenger RNA, 1140 nt
Organism: Phragmites australis (common reed)
Lineage: Eukaryota; Viridiplantae; Streptophyta; Magnoliopsida; Poales; Poaceae
Exons: 3
Coding region: 88-1029 (313 amino acids)
Source: RefSeq, a predicted model, not a curated record
CAUUACUCUGCAUUUUUCAGGUCAGAUUCAGAAGAAAAAGAAAAUAUCAGCCUCUCUGUUCAGUGGAAGUAAGUUUGUCAUCGCAAGAUGAAGCACACGACGUCGGAGUCGGACGUGACGAGCCUCGCGACGACGUCGCCGCCCCGGACCCCGAAGCGCCCGGCGUACUACGUGCAGAGCCCGUCGCGCGACUCCCACGACGACGGGGACAAGUCGUCGACGACGCAGACGACGCCGGUGUACAACAACAGCCCCCUCGAGUCCCCCUCGCACCCGUCCACCGGCCGGCACUCCAGGAUCUCCUCGGCCACCCGCUUCUCCGGGAACCUCCGGUCGUCGUCGCCCGGCAGCAGGGCCGGCCGGAAGCGGCUGGGCUCCAAGGGGUGGCGUGAGGUCGAUGCGAUAGACGAGGAAGGCGCGUACGACGAGCUUGAUGAGGAGCGAGAGCUCCCGAAGUGCUGCGUCGUCGCCUUCUGGCUCUCCGUUUUGGUUCUGGCGUUCACCGUGGCGUGCCUCAUCGUUUGGGGCGCUGCUCGCCACUACAACCCUAGCAUCGUUGUCAAGACUUUUACAGUGCAUAACUUCUAUGCCGGAGAAGGCACAGACCGCACCGGUGUGCCGACGAGGCUGGUCACACUGAACUGCUCACUGAAGAUAAAUGUUCACAACCCUUCUACAAUGGUCGGCAUCCAUGUUUCUUCAAGCUCCAUUCGGCUCAUGUACUCGGAGAUCGCAAUCGCCAACGGUCAGUUUGAGAAGUUUUACCAGCCAAGGACCAGCCAUCACGUCGCCUCCGUGCUUCUGCACGGCGAGAAGAUCCCUCUUUACGGAGCCGGCGCUACGCUCGCUUUGUCCAACACCGGAGGCACGGUGCCAUUGACACUAGAAUUGGCAGUCAGAACUAGAGGGUAUGUGAUCGGUAAGCUUGUGAGGGUGUCACACGCAAAGCGUGCGAAAUGCCCGGUUGUUAUCGAUUCCGGUAGCUCCAAGCCAGUUAGGUUCGAUCAGCGUGCUUGCAGUUACACCUGAGGUAGGUAGCAGCUUGAGCUAGAGAGGGAACUCACCUCCUCCUCCUCCUUCUUGGGCUUAAUAAUGGUUGAGAUAAUGUACAUAAUCAGGUCGUUCAUGAACUGAUCCAGA